Messenger RNA from Cucumis melo (muskmelon), 1159 nucleotides. Its product is annotated as expansin-like B1. NCBI's taxonomy places the organism in Eukaryota, Viridiplantae, Streptophyta, Magnoliopsida, Cucurbitales, Cucurbitaceae. Bases 82 to 849 code for a protein of 255 amino acids. The record is from RefSeq and is a predicted model, not a curated record. The transcript has 5 exons.
GAUUUCAAUUCAUCUCCACGUCUUCUUCUUUCAUCUUUCUUCAAUAACAUCCUAAAAGCUUGUGUGUGCUGCUUUUUUAUCAUGGCUCUCUCUUCUUUCUCUUCUGUUUUUGUUUUUGCAAUAACUUUGCUUCUCAUGCUAAGGCUUUCAGAGAGUGCCACAUGUAAUGAUUGUUUCACACGCUCUCGAGCCUCUCAUUACCCUAACUCGGAGGAGCAAGGAACAGAUCAUGGAGCAUGUGGGUAUGGAACUUUUGGAGCAACGAUUAACGAUGGAGAUGUUGCAACUGCCUCUGAUCUUUACAGAAAUGGCCUUGGUUGUGGAGCUUGUUACCAGAUAAGGUGCAUAGACAGUGAAUUGUGCUCAGAGAAAGGAACAAUGGUGGUGAUAACAGAUCAAGGCUCAGGUCCUGGCGAUUUUAUUAUGAGCCGAAGAGCCUAUGCUGGGUUGGCUCAAACCCCUUAUGCUGCUGUCUCUUUGAUGGCCCUUGGUGUCAUUGACAUUGAAUACAAACGAGUGGCUUGCAGUUACCCAAACAAAAACAUAACAAUAAAGAUUGAUGAGAAUAGCGAUGCUCCUCAUUACUUGGCCUUUGUCAUAAGGUUUCAACAAGGAAAAAAUGACAUCACAGCAGUUCAACUUUGUGAGACGAAAAACUUCGUGUGCAAGUUAUUAGAUCGAAGCUACGGUACUGUAUGGACGACAACAUCGCCACCGAGGGGACCGUUGUCAUUGAGAAUGUUGCUGACAAAUGAGGAGGGAGACGAGCAGUGGAUUGUCCCCAUUAAUGAUAUUCCUCGUGAUUGGAAGGCUGGAGAUAUCUACGACACUGGAGUUCAAGUUAAUUAAAUUCAUCAUUCCAUAUUAUAUUUAUAGAAAUUUUUCUUCAUGUUUUUAUUUUAAAAUUUUCUUAUAGUUAUUUUGAUCGGAAAUAAAUGUCUCACUAGAUGAAAAAUUAAAAUUCUUCUUGUUUUUGUUUGAUUGUAGUUUCCCUUUUUUACUUUUGUUGUUUUUUUUUUUUUUUUUUUUUUUUUUUUUUUUUUUUGUUUUGAAAUUGGAAUAUUUGGCUAAGUUGUAUUGAAUCAUGUGUAAUCAUUCUAUUAUUUGGUUGAGUGUAUGUAAUUUUUUCAAGCAUGUAAUAAAACUAAAUAUUCGAGUU